GCGGGGCGGGUGGCGCCGCCGGGGCUGCCGCGGGCCGCCGCCGCCGCGCCUGAGCUGAGCGGCUCCGCCUCCGCCCGCGCAGGGAGCAGCGGCAGUAGUAGUAGCAGCAGCAGUAGUAGCGGCAGUAGCGGCGGGGACGGGAGCGCCCACCCCCGCGGCGGCCGCCCUUUCCCCGCGGCGGAGCAGGAGGAUGCGGCCCGGCGUCGGGCUCUGAGCGAUGGAGGGGGUCCUGUACAAGUGGACCAACUACCUAGCGGGUUGGCAGCCUCGGUGGUUUGUUUUAGACAAUGGGAUAUUGUCAUACUAUGAUUCACAGGAUGAUGUUUGCAAAGGCAGCAAAGGAAGUAUAAAGAUGGCUGUGUGUGAAAUAAAAGUUCAUGCAACAGACAACACAAGAAUGGAGCUAAUCAUCCCAGGGGAACAGCAUUUCUAUAUGAAAGCAGUUAAUGCAGCCGAAAGGCAAAGGUGGCUGGUAGCGCUGGGCAGUGCAAAAGCUUGUUUAGCAGAUACCAGAACAAAAAAAGAAAAAGAAAUAAGUGAGACCAAUGAAUCUCUUAAAACCAAAAUGUCUGAACUUCGUCUCUACUGUGAUCUUUUAAUGCAGCAAGUUCAUACAAUACAAGAAUUUGUUCACCAUGAUGAGACUCGCUCUCCUCCCAGCAUUGAGAACAUGAAUGAAGCCUCUUCCUUGCUUAGUGCCACAUGUAAUACAUUUAUCACAACACUUGAAGAAUGUGUGAAGAUUGCUAAUGCCAAGUUUAAGCCAGAAAUGUUCCAGCUGCCUCACCCUGAUCCCUUAGUUUCUCCUGUGUCACCAUCACCGGUCCAAAUGAUGAAGCGUUCCAUUAGCCACCCUGGUCCUUGCUAUUCAGAAAGAAAUAAUCACUCUGUAAAAGAACCAAUUUCAUCCCUUCACCAAUUUUCACAGCGGCGCAGAAGAACAUACUCAGAUACAGAAUCUUACAGUGAUAAUCCCUUUGAAGAUUCUCAGAGAUCUGCUCACUGUUCUAGAAGUGCUGUCAAUGGAGAUCUGGUAUCAUCAACCAUUCCUGAAGAAAAUAGAUCAGUAUCAAAGGAAAGAUCUGAUCUGGAAGAGACUCUUUCGUCCUUUUCUUCCUGAAGAAACUGAAACUACUACAGAGAAAAUAGUUUGGACUCCACAUUGUGCAAAAAAACUGAGACUGGUCAGUGCAUGUGGUAGUAAAUAAUAUUUUUAAAUACUGCCACAGGUAGGAUUGUUUAGCCAAAAGUUGUAAUGAUUAGAUUCAAGCACAAAAUUUGCAUAUAAUUACUUCAGCACUGUUUUGGGUUUCUCCAUGUCACUAAAGCUGGAAUGGUGGCUUUGUAUACAUGUAACAUGUUCCUGCUAAACUUAAAUCAGCUUUUUUUAUAUAUACCUAUGCCAAACUCUGGCAAAAAUCCUAAAAUGUAUUUCAAUGAAAUCAAUGAAGAUGAUAUGCCAUCAUACUUUUGGUUUCUGGAGCUAAGAAGUCAUUUCUGAAAAUGAUACUUUGCUGGCUGAAUCACAAUGAUCCAUGUGUGGUAAGACUAAAAAAAAAAAAAAAAAAAAAAUCUGGAUGCUCUUACACUUUCAUUUCCAAGUUUAGGGAAGAACUUACCAGGAAUGACUAAUUGUGUCAUUAUUCUUUCUGGUGGAGAAUGGGAGCUGAAUCUCAACAUAGAAUGUGUAAUUAGUACUUCUAGCUUUGAUCUCAACUGCUUCUGAAGAGAUCAGUCUGAAACCAAUUCUAGAUAGUAUUUAUCACUUAAAGAAUUAAGCAUACUACAUAUAUUUAGGUGAAAUGUGGUAACUUCUAGUUACCGAGUUAUAUCUCUGAAGUCUCUAAUAUCAGAUAAUAAGAAAUGGAAUGUGCUUAAAUGGCUUACCAGCUUGUACUAUAAAGAAUUAAUGAUCAGGCACUCAGUGAUUUGAAGGUUUGUGAAUGCUGAGAUUACAAUGUUCAGGGGCUUUAAACUUCUGAAAAUUAACGUUUGUAUUUCUUUCCACUUAAUGUAUAGUAAGUCACUUUGACUUUUUUAAUCCCCGCCCCGAAAGCAGUCUUUGGGGUAGGAAUACGUAAGAGGUUGCUUCUGCAUUAAAAAAAAAAUAAAUUACUCGAUUUAUUUAAAAACUGAAAUCACAGCUAUUUGUGUUAAGGUGAUUUUCACAAACUAUAAACUUGGAUUUGCUUGUUAUGCCACCAUCAGUUUAAGUAUUGUAGUGUAGCUGUUGUUCCUGCUCAUGUAAGUUAGUAACUUUUUAAAGGGGUCUAACACCCAAAUGAAGGAAAUGUCUGUGUCUGAAAGCUAAAUAUUUUUUUCAGAUGUUCCUCAUUAUCCUGCUUUAAAAGAGUUAAUGUGAAACCUGCCUGUUAUGGUGUUUCUUUACUGACUACUCUGAGGGCUGAACCUAAGAGUUCCAGAUCUAGAAAAGAAAGUUACUGCUUAAAGGGGAUUUCUGUAGAGCCUGGGUGCCCAAAUCCACAGUUGCCAUCCUGAAGAUCUCUGCUAUUUAACAUUGCAGACCAAAGGACCAUAUAGAUUUUUAUUUCACUUGUAAAGCUCCCCAGAUGACUGUAAUGGUGUAUGUACAGAAUUGCCACUGUCUUGGAAGGACUUGGCCCCUUAGCUGCUAACUUAAGCAGCGAACUAGGAUUUGGAAACUAGGCAUUCCUCUGCCUGUUCAGUGGGGGACCAGAGCUUCACUGUUUUGCAAAGGGUAUCUAACACACUAACAGGAGCAAGCUUACUACAAGGUGGAGUAAUGGCCUGCACUUUAAACAUUCUAAAAGAAAUGCUUUACCUCUGCUCUUCCCACUGUGUGUGUACAGUAGUGAUUAGAAGGUGUCAUUUAGGAAUUUAAUUUACUUUACUUAGCAUUUUGAUAUUUAUUAAGUCUGGAUGAACAAUCCAGAAUGUUGUUUGGCAAGUGAGUACCGUAAGAAAGUAGUCAGACUGUUUCCCUGCUUUGCUGUCUGGUGCUACCUUUUUCUUCAUGGUAGGGCACUAUUAUCAUGGCUUUUUAUACACCAAUAUACAUAGGUAUGCCCGUAGUCAUAUCCUGACUGUACUA
This is a messenger RNA of Aquila chrysaetos chrysaetos, 3073 nucleotides long. RefSeq names its product pleckstrin homology domain containing A3 (gene PLEKHA3). Gene Ontology annotation, cellular component: trans-Golgi network; recycling endosome; early endosome. The coding region runs from base 218 to 1120 and encodes 300 amino acids. The transcript has 9 exons. Lineage: Eukaryota; Metazoa; Chordata; Aves; Accipitriformes; Accipitridae. Gene Ontology annotation, biological process: receptor recycling; endosome organization; retrograde transport, endosome to Golgi. The record is from RefSeq and is a predicted model, not a curated record.